AUGCAUCUACUGCGUCCGCAACUCGAUGAAAAAGCAAAGUUACUAGCUAAGAAACUUUUUGCUGCACCAUCAUCGUCGAAAGUUUCUGUUAUUGUUGAUCAUUUAAUAAAACUCCAGGAGUUAUUCAGCAAGCAAUACAAACUACAACAAAGAAUUGGGUAUUGUGAUAAUGAACUAGUAUAUGUCAUAUACCAAGUAAUCACCAUAUAUUUCGAUUUGACCAAGCUCAAUAUCCAAGCAAAAAGCGAAGCAAUAUAUUCAGAGUUGGUUAAAACGAUACGAGCGAGAGAUUACGAGUUUCAAGAAAUAGCAAAAGGUUUAGUGGAUGAUACUGCGGACCCUUUGCAAACUCGACUCAACUCACUCAUGGGGAAAAGCUCUAGUCCCAGUUUAAAUGGGAAUGAAAAUGUAAACGGUGGCAAACACACUAACCACAAAAGUUUUUACAAGAUACUGGUACUGCCCGCGGAGUUGAAAGAGUUGAUGGACAAAAAUAGUGUAUUGAUUAUUGAUUACAGACCUGUCAAAAAUUAUGAAAACAAUCACAUAAAAUACCAGCAUUUAGUCAAUAUAGACCCCGAAAUCGUCAUUAAUUUGCCCAAUGAUGCACACGAUACAGAUCUUGAAGAUCAACUACGGCCAAGAAUCCCAUAUCUGCAAUUUCAGCAUUUCCAAGAACGACACAAGUAUCAGCAAGUUGUAAUUUAUGAUUAUAAAUAUGGAGCAAUGGGGCAAGAUAGGUUUCAAGGCAUAUACAAUGAACUCGAAACAGAAAACCCUGCAAAGUAUCCAUUUGACAAGUUGGUAAAUAUUUUAUUUUUUCAAAACAAGUAUAUCAGUUCAAGCUUGAAAUUGAUGCCUAGUUACCUCACCGGUGGAGUAUACAAUUGGUAUCAGCAGUUUGGAGAAGAACUGCUUGAACGACUGCGCGAUGUCAAUGCAAUAAGUAAUGGGAAUGAAGUCGUUAAUGGGAAAAAAUAUACUUUGUCAUUUAGCGAUUACCUUUCUACAUCUAACAAAGAUUCGAACCCUCCACGUCAAGAACAUUAUCCUAAUUCACACCCUGUAUUUGAACCAUCUGCAACGAAACCAGCUUUGCCAAAAAAAGAACCAUUAAUAGCGUCAUCUACAAUUGGGAUGCAACCAUACACUCCAUCGCUACGAAAUGGUCAUAAAAAUGGACAGAGCAAUGGUAAUAUGAAAAUUUCAACCGAUUCCGCCAAGAAAAGUGGUACUAUACAAUUAGCACAGGCAAAAACAAAUAAUCAAUCUUCUAAAUCUGCUUUGCUUGAAGAGUUUAGUACGGGUUUGGUAAAUUUAGGAAACUCGUGUUAUUUAAACAGUGUUGUGCAAUGCCUUACCGCAGCACCAGACUUGACUUCCUUUUUUGUUCCCUCAAUCACAUACAACGAUACUGAUUCAUAUAAACAGCAUAUCAAUGUCAACAACAAAUUAGGUACACAAGGGAAACUCACAAUGGGGUUUGUCGAAUUGAUCUUGAAUAUGCUCAAAAAUGAUGGCAAACUGUUUAGCCCAUCCAAAUUCAAACAGAUUGCUGGAGCAUUAUCUCCAGGAAGACAAUUUGCCACUUAUGACCAGCAGGACUGUGUCGAGUUUCUUGAUUUCUUGCUUGAUGGUCUUCACGAAGAUUUGAAUCAGUUUGCCGUAUCGGAUCCAAAGGAGAAACAAAGAAUAAUGGAAUUAACACCAGAACAAGAACAUGCAAGAGAAGUGCUACCAGUCAGACUUGCCUCGACCAUCGAAUGGGAAAGAUACCUCAAACUAAAUUUUUCCAUUAUUGUUGAUAAAUUUCAAGGCCAGUAUUUGUCUCAAUUGAAAUGUUUGGAGUGCAAAUUCACUUCUACUUCAUACAAUGCAUUUUCCAUCUUGUCAUUACCAAUUCCAGAAAAACUCGGUAGAGGCAGCAAUCAAACAGUCACUCUUAAUGAUUGCCUUGAAGAGUUUAUCACCACAGAGCUAUUAGACGAAGACAACAAGUGGCAUUGUCCGCGAUGCAAAAAACUCACAAAGUCUACAAAGAGAAUAGCGAUAACAAGAUUACCACAAAUAUUGAUUUUGAAUUUCAAAAGGUUCAAAUUACACGAGAGCAAUCAGCUGUUUCGUAAAUUAGAGACAUUUGUCACAUAUCCUGUUACUGAAGUGCUAGAUUUGACAAAAUACUGGUCUGAUAUUGGAACUACACUUUCGGACGCUUCACUGGAGAACAGAAUGACACCAGAAGAGGAACAACAAAGGUUGAAAAAUUUACCUGUGAGAAAUCAAGUGCCGCCAUUCAAGUACAAAUUGUUUGCAGUAGCUAAUCAUUUCGGCAACCUAACUACUGGCCACUACACGGCAUAUGUGUAUAAGAAGGAUCGCAAAGGUGUUAAAAAUUGGUGUUAUUUUGAAGACUCAAGAGUUACAAAGAAUGUCUCGCCAAGUCAAGUGAUGAAUAAGAACGCAUAUUGCUUGUUUUUCAGACGUGUUUGA
Lodderomyces elongisporus is the source of this 2490-nucleotide messenger RNA. It is a transcript of the gene DOA4, whose product is annotated as ubiquitin-specific protease. Gene Ontology annotation, biological process: protein deubiquitination. The transcript has a single exon. Gene Ontology annotation, molecular function: cysteine-type deubiquitinase activity. The record is from RefSeq and is a predicted model, not a curated record. NCBI's taxonomy places the organism in Eukaryota, Fungi, Ascomycota, Pichiomycetes, Serinales, Debaryomycetaceae. The coding region runs from base 1 to 2490 and encodes 829 amino acids.